UAUGCAUAACAUUUGUUUUGUGAUGCAGGGGAAGAAGCUCGGGAGGGAACUUGGUGAGAUGGAAGCGUGGACGCACAUGAAGCUGGUGACGCCCGGUCCGAACGAGCCUCGGCCCGCGCCUGAGAUGUACUACGGCAAGGCCAAAGAGAACAAGGAAAGAUACUGCGAGGAGUACGCCAAGCUCCAUCCAGAGGUGGAGGACCCUAUGACCGAGCCGGUCGACGAGGUGGCGAUGAUGCUGGCGGGGUCCGGCCAGCCGCAUGGACGUCCUGCCUGCCUUGCUGGGGGUUUCAAGCCUCAGAGGAACUUCACGCAGAUCAAGGCUACCCUCCCCUCCGGCAGCUACGCUACCUCCUCGCGGACUACAUGCCGUUCUCGGGUAGAGGUUGAUACUCAGCUCGAGGAGGCCUAUGCAGUAGCUUACGAGGAGUAUCUCGAGAAGAUUAAGGAGCAUGACCUUGUGAAAGAUGCCUAUGUCCGAGUGGACGAGCAACCGAGAUGGCGAAAAAAACUGGGCCUGGCUGUGCCGACGAGUGUCACCGUCGGCACGAGCCCGUAG
Messenger RNA from Lolium perenne, 559 nucleotides. Lineage: Eukaryota; Viridiplantae; Streptophyta; Magnoliopsida; Poales; Poaceae. The record is from RefSeq and is a predicted model, not a curated record.